UAGGGUGACUUCCAGGGCAAUCACCGUUUCCCCGCCCCAGAAAAGAGGCGGGGAUGAGCCGGGACCCGCGGUCUGAGCUGGGAAAAUGGGCCAGCGAGCCAGGCCAGCCUUUAUCCUCCUGGUGCUUUUGCAGACCUUGGUCGUGCAGGGGCGACUGCUGCGUUCUCACUCACUGCACUACCUCUUCAUGGGUGUCUCAGAGCGAGACUUUGGUCCUUCCUUGUUUGAGGCUUUAGGCUAUGUGGAUGACCAGUUGUUUGUGUCCUAUGAUCAUGAGAGUCGCCGAGUAGAGCCCCGAGCCCCGUGGGUCUGCACUAGAACCUCAAGCCAACUGUGGCUUCAGCUAAGUCAAAUCCUGAAAGGAUGGGAUCACAUGUUCAUUGUUGACUUCUGGACUAUCAUGGACAACUAUAACCACAGCAAGGAGUCCCACACCCUGCAGGUGAUCCUGGGCUGUGAGAUGCAGGAGGACAACAGUACCAGGGGCUUCUGGAAGUAUGGGUACGAUGGGCAGGAUCACCUUGAAUUCUGCCCUGAGGCACUGAACUGGAGAGCAUCAGACUCUGGGGCUCAGGCCACCAAGCUGGAGUGGGAAGUGCACGAUAUUCGGGCCAAGCAGAACAGAGCGUACUUGGAGAGGGACUGCCCUGAGCACCUACAGCAGUUGCUGGAGCUGGGGAGAGGUGCUCUGGACCAGCAAGUGCCUCCUUUGGUGAAGGUGACUCAUCGCAUGACUUCUGCAGUGACCAUUCUACAGUGUCAGGCUUUGAACUUCUAUCCCCAGAACAUCACCAUGAAGUGGCUAAGAGACAAGCAACCACUGGAUGCCAAGGAGGUUGAGUCUAAGGAUGUGCUGCCCAAUGGAGAUGGGACCUACCAGAGCCGGGUAGCUUUGGCUGUGACUCCUGGGGAAGAGCAGAGAUACACCUGCCAGGUGGAACACCCAGGCCUGGAUCAGCCCCUCACUGCCACUUGGGAGCCCUUACCAUCUGACACCCUGGUCAUUGGAGUUAUCAGUGGGAUUGCUGUUUGCGUCAUUAUCUUCUUUACUGGAGUUUUGUUCAGAAUCUUAAGGAAGAGGCACUCUUCAAGAGAAGCUAUGGGGGACUACGUGUUAGCUGAAAGUGAAUGAUGCGCAUCCUACAGACAUCUUGUAGAGUGGAGACAGAACUAGAGACUCAAAGAGGGGCCAUACUUGUGGAGCUCUUCAUGUUCAGGACAGAGUUGGACCCAACAGACAGAAACUGCCUGAAGAACUCUCUGCUUCUAGCCUUCCCAAUUUACUUUCUCAAAAAGAUUUCCCCAUUUAGGUUUUUGAGUUCCUGCAUGCUAGUGACUGCAGCUGUGAGCUCGCCCCAGAGCUAUUUCUCAUGAAUCUGGAUCUAAAGGCUUCCUUCAUUUCUCUGUCACCACAGAGACUAUACAUAUAUGUCACCUCAUCUCCUAACUCUGGAAGAAUGCUGCUUAAAUCUGAGGACUCACAAUUCAUUUUAACAUAUAAAAACAUGGGAGAAAGGCUUGUGAACUUCACCCUGGAACAUGCACACUCAGAUCCUUCAGUGAAUUUUUCAUACAUAUCCAGGCGUUUCCUGAAACCACUCAACUUUCCUUUGAAUCCUUUCUCUCCGUUAUCUAGUAACUCUGUCACCAAGCCCCAGGAAUUCUUCCAUAUGAGUAUGAUCUGGGUCAAUAUACAACUGGGAAGACUGCACUGUGCAACUAGUUAGGCACCUUUCUCAGAACAGGCAUCAUGGAUGUUUGUAUCUAUCUUAAUGGAGUUUUUCCGCAGGCAAAACAAAAGUGUUCUGAAGGGUGCUGGGAAGAGGUAUCUUUUCCUAAUUUGCACAGAGGUGUCAUACAGGUUUUUAAAGAUUAAUAGGGGGCGUCACUUGUGACUCAAUGGGUAGGGCACCGCCCUGUAUACCCAGGGUGGUGGAUUCCAACCCAGCCAAACUAAACAACAGCAACAACAAAAUAGCUGGACGUUGUGGAAGAAGGCUGCUUAAAUCUGACUUAAGUCUGUAGUCCCAGCUACUCAGGAGGCUGAGAAUCGCCUAAGCCCAGGAGUUGGAGGUUGCUGUGAGCUGUGACGCCAGGGCACUCUACCAAGGGUGAUAAAGUGAGAUUCUGUCUCUAAAAAUAAAUAAAUAAAUAAAAGAUUAAUGGGGCCUACAUUAGCAAUGCCUCUCUAGUAUGCAAGACAUAAAGUGCCACAGUAAUUUUCUAUCUGGUCUCUGCUGACCCUCUGUCUUUGUUCUGAUAAUGAAAAUCAUGAUAAAAAUGGUGGUAAUAAUGAUAAUGUGGCUAAUACUUAUUAAAAAUAAAAGAACUUACCUGGUGCCAGACUCUGUUCUAGGUACCUACUUACAUGCCCGAUAGCAUGGUAGGUAUUGUUAUGGCCAGUUUUUUCCUUUUCAUGAUAGAGAAACUGAAGUAAGAGUAUCUCACAGCUUGUCAGGGAUAGAGACAGGUUUCAAGUUCAGUCAGUCUUACUGUUUGAUACAUCUCACACCCCACUGCAUUCAGGUGGUUUAAAUGGGAGGAGUAAGCUUGAACCAAAUGAAGGGGAACAGCAGAAAAUGAGCUACUGAUCCUCAGCUGAUGUGUUUCCUUUCAAAGUUCCUGUGAGAAGGACUCAGAAUGUGAUUCCUUUUCUCCUCUGGUGCUCUCUCUGGCAUCUCUCUUUUUGGCCCCCAUACAAGGACUGUGUGGUUGGUGGGGACACUUCUGGCUGUACUCAGCUUCAGACAUAGUGUCCUCCCUUCUGUAAGUGUUUCCUGGAUAGUAUUUCCUCAGUGAACUGGAGCAACCUCUCUCAUUUUGAGAUAGUUAAAAUGGAAGUCACCAAAUGGCUUGGAGGGUGCCCAAGCAUCAUCUUCCUGGGGUCAUUGCAAUUCUGGUUCAUAUCUCCACUUGUACACAUACAAAAAAAUUCACCUAAGCCAGCACUCAGUAAUUGCUAGAUACUGGGAAAGAGAUCUGAGUAUAUUCAAAAGUCUGCAUAUAUCCCAACCAGAAUUUUUUGCCCAUAUCCAGGCAUUUCCUGGACACUGGUAUGCAUACACAUAUCUCCAGAUGGCAUAUAUUUACUGUAUGUUGGCUGAAUAGCUGUGAUAUAAGCACUUUGUCUUAUACUCAGGAGACCAAGUACAGUUCAUAAAUUUGUUUUGUAGGUAUUGAAUUUGAGUGAAGAAAUCUCAACCUUUUUAAAAAAUUCUUUUUUGGUUUUUCUGGUUGUGAAUGUUAUGUAGAUAAGAGCAAAAGUAAUUUGUGUUGAGUAUAGAAGAGUUGAAAAAUGUGUAAAAGUAAAGCUGUUAAUUAGCCAGUGAUAAGUCUGUUAACAUCUUGGAUAUUACCUGUUAGUUAUUGCUGCAUUAAGAUAUAUAAAGUUAACAAAUAGAUAUAUUUUAAAAAAUGUAUAAUUGUGUUGUAUGAAGGAUAAUGUCACUGAUGUUCUCAUCCAUUUCCUUAAAGUAUACAUUUUAAUCAUAU
Molecule: messenger RNA, 3492 nt
Organism: Otolemur garnettii (small-eared galago)
Lineage: Eukaryota; Metazoa; Chordata; Mammalia; Primates; Galagidae
Gene: HFE
Product: hemochromatosis
Exons: 6
Coding region: 86-1132 (348 amino acids)
Biological process (GO): regulation of iron ion transport; response to iron ion starvation; antigen processing and presentation of endogenous peptide antigen via MHC class I via ER pathway, TAP-independent
Cellular component (GO): external side of plasma membrane
Molecular function (GO): transferrin receptor binding
Source: RefSeq, a predicted model, not a curated record